Messenger RNA from Symbiodinium sp. CCMP2592, 861 nucleotides. NCBI's taxonomy places the organism in Eukaryota, Dinophyceae, Suessiales, Symbiodiniaceae. The record is from the annotation of a GenBank genome assembly.
AUGUGCGGGAGCAGUGCUGUGGGCAGAGACCAGAUCGAACUGCCCGAAACGCUGCUUUCCAUGGCCUCGCAAGCCAAGGACAAGAAAGCGAUAAGUGUCGGUGUGGCCUAUGUCGGCUACAAGUCCCCCGACGAACUGGAGAUGUUCACCGAGGAGUGGCAGAAGAAAUACUACCGGAUGCUGCGGCUCGGCGAGAGAGCCACGCGCAUCCCCAAGCCCCGCCAGGUCGUCGUCCAUGGCGAAGUUUACAACGUCUGGAGCCUUUUAGAGGGGCGUCUUCGCGUCAUGCGAGUUGGCGAGACGAGGAGGAACGGCGAGAAAGUCGGUGUGGGCUGGAUGAGGUACUGCGCCCAGCUGCUGUGGCACGGCGAGCCCUACGUCUACCAGAGCUGCAGACCAUAUUUGCGCUUCGCGCCAAUGUGGGAUGAGUGGCUGCGGAACGACCUGGCCGUCGCUCUUCGCAGAUCGCAGCUGAAGCCCGUCAUCAGCUGGAUGUCGCGGACACACGAAGAUGAGAGAUGGCAAUGGAUCAGCGAACUCGUCGACGUGGAAGGGAACUGCAACGUCCCUCCUGGUGCACUUGCUGCAGCAGCCUUCGACAAGAACUUUGGCUGGAUCAGGUGGCGCAGGCGGUUCUUCAACCACAGCUUCGGCAUUCCAGCCCCAGUUGCCUACUUCACGCCGCACAACUCCUUCUCCACCUGUGACAUUCUGACAGAGGUGCCCGCGGACCCGUGCAUGAACUCCUUGCACUUCCAUGGGCAGCUCACCUGUGAGAAUGUCCGAUUGCAUUCACAUGGGUGGGAUGUCUUCACCCCCUGUGCCAACCUCACUUGGGAGACGACCCACGACUCCCGCCAG